Messenger RNA from Venustampulla echinocandica, 870 nucleotides. RefSeq lists its product as uncharacterized. The record is from RefSeq and is a predicted model, not a curated record. The transcript is spliced from 3 exons. Bases 1 to 870 code for a protein of 289 amino acids. Lineage: Eukaryota; Fungi; Ascomycota; Leotiomycetes; Helotiales; Pleuroascaceae.
AUGCAGCAAGAGAAUAUCCUAUCAUCUCCACCUUUGGUAGAGGGUGUGGCUCACGGAAACGUCGCAAGCAUGUCCCAUGGUAAGCCAGACAGCCCGCCAUUCACCUCCAUUACGAAGCCUCACACCUCUAUAGACGAUAUUCUGCCGCGUCAUAUUCAAGAAUACAACCCCCCUCCAUUCGAGGCCCUGGUCCCGAAGGAGUUGCGAGAAAUUAUUUGGAAGUAUUUGCUCCCCGGCCCUCGAAUUGUGAGAAUCGAUAUGGCCGAGCAUCCAAUCCGGGCUCCAGCAGAUCGGCUGCAAUUAGAGGCAGUGACCGACUCAAACCCUGUUCCGACGCCAAUUUUUCACAUCUGCAGCGAAUCUCGAAAGCUGGCCCUUAAGCACUAUGAAUGCGCCUUCAAGGAACAACUCAGUGGCAAGCCUAUCUAUUUCGACUUUGAAAUAGACACACUUUACUUCCCAAACCCCGUAGAACUAUGCGCAUUCAACUGGUUCAUACGAAUCAGUCCACAUAUGGCAAUAUCUCAAAGAAGGGAUACCGGGUGGCAUGGAAAACUCAAAUUCUUGUCCCUUGGUAGUCAUUAUUUCUGGUGCGAGGGCAAAGCUAUCUUCAGGGAAUUAGUUGCUUUGGAGAUGAUAACUCGAGAGGAGGGGGUGGCGAGGAGCAUUGCGCAGCGUCGAGGCAUUCGAACAACCCGACCGGUCCAUGAACAGCUUCGGAGUGGCGUAAUGGAUUCGUUCGAUCGCUAUUUAAAGUCCUUUUGGGCCAAAGAGAUCGCUGCCGGACACAGAGCUACGGCUCCCGAACACGCCUAUCUUACGAGUAUACAACUUCAGACGAAAGCUGAUAUGCUAAAGCAUGGGAUGUGA